UUAGAUAAUACAAAGGAGUUAAAAUACUUAGAUUACCUACUCGAUAACAAACGCUACGCAUGCAUUCUCACAGAUAUAAUUUCUUAUUUAACAAAACAAAUAAACAGCCUAGAACGUGAUGAGUAUUUAAACAACAAUCCUCUCUUUGUUUAGCUUUGUUUGGAUAAAUUGACAGAGUGCUAUUGUGUAGUCAUCUGGAUCUGGCAAUCCCACUCCCAUCUUAAUUCAUUCCUUCAUUAAGUCCAUUAUCACCAUCAAAUCAAAAUGUUUAUUACUGGAGAAUCAGGCUCAUUUUACAUGAUGGGAGACCACACAUUUAAAAUACCAAUGGCCUUGCAUAAGCUAAACAGGCAAAGACUCUGUGAGAAACUCAAGGAAGGAACCCUGCCUGAAAAUAGUGUGGUCUUCUUACAAGGUGGUGCUGCAUUUGCCAGGUACGAUACAGACACCGAUACUUCUGCUUUUAGACAGGAGUCAUUUUUCCAUUGGUUGUUUGGUGUGACAGAGCCAGAUUAUUAUGGCUUACUUGAGGUUAGCACUGGCAAAGCAAUAUUGUUCAUUCCAAGGCUGCCUGAAUCUUAUGCUGUCUGGAUGGGAAAGAUUUUGCCACCCAGCUUUUUCAAAAGUCAGUAUGAAGUUGAUGAGGCAUACUAUGUUGAUGAAAUGGUAGAUAUUUUGAAGAGGAAAAGUCCUUUAUGUUUGCUGACUUUGAAAGGGUUGAAUGUUGAUAGCAACAGAGAGAACCAAGAAGCUUCGUUUGAUGAAAUUUCAAGCUUCAAUGUCAACAACAAAAUUCUCCAUCCUGUGAUUUCUGAGUUGAGAGUCUUUAAGACGGAUUUAGAGCUUGAUGUCUUGAGGUAUGUCAACAAAAUAAGUAGCGAGGCACAUAAGGAAGUAAUGCUUACCAUGAAACCUGAUAUGUUUGAAUAUCAAGGCGAAAGUGCUUUCUUGAACUACUGCUACAAGGAAGGAGGCAUAAGACAUGUGGGAUACACGUGCAUCUGCGCCUGCGGUCACAACGGGUCAGUCCUUCAUUAUGGACAUGCAGGUGCUCCAAAUGACAAGCAGAUCAAAGAUGGCGAUCUUUGUUUAUUCGACAUGGGAGGCGAGUACUACGGAUACGUUGCCGACAUUACUUGCACGUUUCCCGUCAAUGGAAAGUUUACUGACAAGCAGAAACUUGUGUACGAAGCUGUCCUCAGAGCCAACAGGGAGGUCAUGAAGCGUUCGAAACCUGGCGUUAAGUGGGUGGACAUGCAUAGGUUAGCAGAGCGGGUGAUAUUAGAAGAUUUGAAGGCUGGUGGCUUGCUGAAGGGUGACGUUGAUGAAAUGAUGACAGUUCAUCUCGGAGCGACAUUCAUGCCGCAUGGGUUGGGCCACCUCAUGGGUCUCGACGUGCAUGACGUUGGUGGUUACCCCAAAGGAGUAGAAAGAGUGAACGAGCCAGGAAUAAAAUGUUUGAGAACUGCCAGGAUCUUGCAGGAAAGGAUGGUCCUCACUAUUGAACCUGGAUGUUAUUUCAUCGAUCACGUUCUAGAUGCGGCCUUGAAUGACCCUGCUCAAUCGAAAUAUCUCGUGGCAGAUCGGAUCAAUGAAUUUCGAGGCUUUGGAGGAGUGAGGAUAGAAGACAACGUCGUAGUGAUGAAGGAUGGAGUUGAACUGAUAACUAACGUUCCAAGAACUGUGGAAGAGAUUGAAUCCUUCAUGGAACAGCAGAAAUUACGUUGCCAUGGGAAAGCAUGCCAUUUUUGAAAACUUUCAAAUCUAACUUUCAACUACCAAAUCGUUCAUACUCAACUUUUUAUCUAUCUUAUUUUAACAUAACGAUAACAAUAAUGUAUUUAAAACUCUGCGACUUUGUAUUUUAUUUGGUCAUUUUUAUUUUUGAGUUUGUGUAAUUUAAAUAUGAUUUGCUAUGCAAGAAAACUUGUGUAAAAUAUUUGUAUUUUUU
Messenger RNA from Helobdella robusta, 1951 nucleotides. RefSeq lists its product as hypothetical. The record is from RefSeq and is a predicted model, not a curated record. Gene Ontology annotation, molecular function: metalloaminopeptidase activity; manganese ion binding. The coding region runs from base 265 to 1752 and encodes 495 amino acids. The transcript is spliced from 19 exons. Lineage: Eukaryota; Metazoa; Annelida; Clitellata; Rhynchobdellida; Glossiphoniidae.